Molecule: messenger RNA, 1159 nt
Organism: Nicotiana attenuata
Lineage: Eukaryota; Viridiplantae; Streptophyta; Magnoliopsida; Solanales; Solanaceae
Exons: 6
Coding region: 197-1033 (278 amino acids)
Molecular function (GO): iron ion binding; protein binding
Source: RefSeq, a predicted model, not a curated record
AAGAAAAUAGGAAGUAUAGUGCAGAGGGGGCGUGUGGCUGAGCUGUAAGACCAAGCUAUCUGCCACUAGAUUGUUAUCCUGUCCACAUAACUACUUUGCUGACACGAGAGCCCAAGUUAGAGGAGGCACGCACACACCACAUCCAAAAACUACUAUCUCCUCUGCUCAGUGGAAAUUCUAACGUUAGUACCAAAUCAUGUCAUCGUCCACAGUUGUUGCUGGUGCCUCGCCCUCUUCCUGCUCUGUUGCUUACUCAAGAAACCUUAGCAUCAGCAAAACUAGUGCUUCUAUCCCAUCCCCCAAAUCGUCCACCGCUCCAUGCCAGAAAACUAGUUUUCAAGGUUUAUCACUACAAGAAGCCAAAAGGGGUGUUUCGAAUUUGUUUUUAUCUGAGAGCAAGAGGAAUACUACUAGUACUGGUGGAAGAAGUAGAACCCUUGAGAUCACUGCAAGAUCAACUGCAUCAAAGAAUAUCGAAGUUGAAGUUGAUAAGCCGUUGGGGCUCACCCUUGGUCCUAAGAAUGGUGGUGGAGUUGUCAUUACGGGUAUAGAGAAUGGUGGUAAUGCUGCAAGGGCAGGGCUUAAGGUUGGUGACCAGGUGGUCUACACUAGUAGCUUCUUCGGCGAUGAACUCUGGCCAGCUGAUAAGCUUGGAUUUACCAAAACUGCUAUCCAGGCGAAACCUGAUUCUGUCUACUUCGUCGUUAGCAGAGGUGUCGAUGUAGAUGUUAAAAGACUGCCCAAGCGUCCAGCUCCUCCUCAAUUUGGAAGGAAAUUAACGGAUGCUCAAAAGGCCAGAGCUACACACAUUUGCCUCGACUGUGGUUACAUAUACACUUUGCCAAAGUCUUUCGAUGACCAGCCGGAGGACUAUGCAUGUCCACAGUGUAGAGCACCAAAGAAGAGGUUUGCAAAAUAUGAUGUUAACACUGGGAGAGCAAUAGGAGGAGGAUUGCCCCCAAUUGGUGUCAUUAUUGGUCUCAUUGCUGGUAUUGGUGGUGUUGGAGCAUUACUUGUUUAUGGUCUUCAAUAAAUGAUCUUCUUUUAGUUAAAAAAUUUCCUCUGAUCUAUACCUUAAAAAGUGUUAAAAACCCAUUGUUUGUGCUCAGAAAUACACAUUCCAAAGACUAAUAACCACAUUCCAGACUUCAACAUGUUA